This is a messenger RNA of Caenorhabditis remanei, 333 nucleotides long. RefSeq lists its product as uncharacterized. The coding region runs from base 1 to 333 and encodes 110 amino acids. The transcript has a single exon. NCBI's taxonomy places the organism in Eukaryota, Metazoa, Nematoda, Chromadorea, Rhabditida, Rhabditidae. The record is from RefSeq and is a predicted model, not a curated record.
AUGGAAUCCUUGCUCAUCAGCAUCAGCUCCUGGUGCUCCUGGGUUUCCGGCCUUUCCGUCUGUUCCUGGGGCUCCCUCUUGUCCUGGAACUCCAGCUGGUCCAGUCUCUCCAAUACCGCACGAGCAGCAAGUUUGUGGAGUUUGACGCUUUUGUCUUCCAGAUUCACGGAUCACUGCAAGUUUGCUGAUCUCGCUCUUCAUGUCAACAUUCUUCGAUUUGCAGAACAAGAGUUCAUCAGAAAGUCCAGAGUGAACAGUUUGCAUGUGAAGGCAGAGAAGUGGAACAGCAAUGAUAGCGAUCAAAGUGGCAACAGUCGAAACUGCGACACCUAA